AUGGUGUUCCCGUCCAACCCCGAGUGCGUCGACCGCGCCAUCCUGCUCGCCACCAUCCCCGACCUCGCCCCGCCCUACUUCCUCACCCCCGCCAUCGUCUCCGCAACAGCCCACACCCGCACCCGCCUCAUCAUCGUCCUCUUCUCCCGCUUCUUCAACAUCCGCCACACCACCCACCUCCUCCACACCUACGACGAGUCCCUCGGCCUGUCCCACACACAGAGCUGGGACGCCGUCCAGCGCAUCCUCACGUUCACGUAUGUACAGGCGACCAAGGUCGCGCAGGACAUGGACAAGGUCCUCAUGGACGUCGACGUCCUCCUCCACGGCCUCAACGAGGACAUCAGCCCGGACCUCGGAAAGGACAUGGACCUGUGCUUCCGUGUCAACGGUGACUCCAUCCCGACCCCGCUCCCCGAAUCCCUCUCCUUCAUCCGCCAGUCAUACCUCUCCGCCGGGGCCCGUUUGUCCGACUCGAACGUGCCCACCGCUGCACCCUCCCCCCCCCUCCCCACACGCACCGCGCGCGUGCGCUCCUUCCUCACUUUCUUCAAGCCCUCCAUCACACCCGACAUCGUGCCCAUAACGGACGUGUACGGCCCGACGGGCUGGGACCCCGAUAUCCAGGCGCUCGUGGUGAGCAGGGAGACGUUGGGUGGGGCGGAGCAGAUUGCCAAACACCGAGCAUCACACUCCCUCCCACCCCUCCGCACCUUCCUCAUCGACGUCAUCUCAGCCACCAACGCGAGCCUCGACCACGCAGACGCCGUCUGGCUCCGCGAGAACAAGCUCAGCAGCACCUUUAUCCGGCAGUGGGUCGCCGAUCGGCUGCUCAGGGAAAGGGAGGACAAGGAAGGGGAGAGAUACUCGAAGAGCAGUUGA
Messenger RNA from Cyclocybe aegerita, 882 nucleotides. The record is from the annotation of a GenBank genome assembly. NCBI's taxonomy places the organism in Eukaryota, Fungi, Basidiomycota, Agaricomycetes, Agaricales, Hemipholiotaceae.